This is a messenger RNA of Adineta steineri, 222 nucleotides long. NCBI's taxonomy places the organism in Eukaryota, Metazoa, Rotifera, Eurotatoria, Adinetida, Adinetidae. The record is from the annotation of a GenBank genome assembly.
AUGAUGGUUUCAAUAGAAUCUGAACGACCAGGAAGCAUUAAUUUGAAUGAUAGAAGAGUAUCAAUAAUCGUCGAAGAACAAAUUUCAGAUUUACCACCAGCAUAUGAUGAAAUGACACGUCAAAGUUCAAUAACCAUUGAAACACAGCAACAGUUUUUACUACCUCCAACUUACGAAGAUUUUAUACGACGACAAAAUAGAAACGAUGAAACUAAUUUAUAA